Molecule: messenger RNA, 2115 nt
Organism: Penicillium diatomitis
Lineage: Eukaryota; Fungi; Ascomycota; Eurotiomycetes; Eurotiales; Aspergillaceae
Exons: 3
Coding region: 1-2115 (704 amino acids)
Biological process (GO): poly(A)+ mRNA export from nucleus
Cellular component (GO): nucleus
Molecular function (GO): protein binding; RNA binding
Source: RefSeq, a predicted model, not a curated record
AUGAAGACUAUGAAGUCACGCCGUCCCGGAGGUGACCGCGGGGGUAUCCGCAAGCGGGGCGCUACUCGUACCGACCGCGAUGGUGACAUGGACAUGGAUGGUCCUGGUGGACGUGGAGGCAAACGUCGCGGUGCAGGUCAAACUCGUCCAAGUGGCUCUGGCUCUGGAUCCAGCGCCGGAGUGUCUCGUCCAACUCGCCCUGGCGGUGAUCGGCUCCAGGCACGCGACAAGACCUUGAAUGCCAUUCAAAAGGCACUCCUGGACAGUCGCGAAACCCAGGCGAAUAUUCGCAAGGGCAAGACCAACGCCUCGGGAAACCUGGAGUCUUACUCUGUUCGCGGCUGGAAGACAAGCAACGCUUCCAAUCAUCGAGACGGUGGUGUUGGCAGUUUGCUUGGCUUCCUCGAGAGAAAAAUCGACGCCCUCACCAAAUCAGGACCGCGCGCGAAGAUUACAAAGUCGCGCGUCGAAGGCGACUCCCUUGUGGUUUCCGUUCGGCCCGAGCUGGCUGACAGAAUCCUCCGUGUGAACGGCGCUCUUUUUGCUGGAGUUCGUAUCGUCGUCGAGCCCUAUGAUGGCUCUUCAAGCGCCGCGAUUGAUCGUGAACUGGGUACCACCUCGAGCACAUCCCCGUCUACUGCCGACACUAAAUCCAAGAUGACGAUGAUUCUAUCUAAGCGAUACUACCCCGACACGAAGCUCCUCGACCUCUCCAAACUUUCGUCAGACCCGGACCUCGUCGCCAUGGGUAUCUUCAACCAAACCUCCACCGAAUCCAAGUUCUUUCCUGCCUUGAUGAAGGUUUGGGAGAUGGGAUUCACCGAUGCCAAGCAGCGACGCGAAGCGGUCGACAGUGUGAGCUUGGCUCAUAAUUCCUUGACAAAUGUCACUGCUGUGACCACACUCUCUCAGACUUUUCCUGAUCUCAAGAACUUGGAUCUCUCCCAUAACAACCUGAAGGAUGAUCGCUCGAUGAGCGCAUGGCGCUGGAAGUUUCGCAACUUGGAGUUUCUUGAUUUGACCGGGAAUCCCUUCAGUACCGAGCCCACUUUCAAGGAAACGUUGAUGAAGUGGUACCCCAGCCUGCAAACGCUGAACAAUGUGCUUGUACGCACGCCUGAGGAAAUUGCGGCGCAAAAGAAAACGCCUAUCCCGGUUCAGCCUCCACAUUUCCAAGACGAGGGCCAGAUUGCCGAGAAUUUUAUUCGAGCAUUCUUUGUCCGCUUUGAUAGCAACAGGGAGGAACUCGCCCGGAGUUUCUACGACAGUCAUUCGGAGUUCACCAUGAACAUCAACACAUCUGCCCCCAAGGCGCAGCAGACCGAAUCUGCCGGAUGGGACCCUUACAUCAAGAAGAGUCGAAAUCUCCUCAAAAUCAACCAUCUCCCCGCUCGCAUGUCUCGCUCCUACAUCGGUACGGCCAAGGUCCUUGAAGUUUGGAAAGAUCUCCCAGAGACUCGCCACCCCGAUGUGACCGCUCGCCCCGAGGAAUAUUUGAUUGAAUGCUAUCCUGUCCCUGGCUUACCAGACCUCACCGGACAAAGCCCCACCGGCGUCGGUGGUCUUCUGGUCAUGGUUCAUGGCAAGUUUGAAGAAAAUGUGGCAGGAAAAGUUGAGACACGCAGUUUCGACCGCACGUUUGUCAUCGGUCCUGGCAGUGGCUUAGGAGGCAUUCGCGUCAUCAAUGAUAUCCUAUGCCUUCGAGCUUACGGUGGUCAUGAAGCGUGGAGUCCCGAGAACCAGGCCAUCCCAUACGCAACUGGCCCCGCCGCCAUCGCUGCUGGUGCGAGCGCUCCUGUAGCUGCCAUUCCUGCCGCGCCCCUGGCAACGUUGCCUACGCCUGUACCUGCACCCACUCCCGCUCCCAUCCCUGCGCCACUUGCUCAAGCCGGCUUUCCCCCUGGAUACGGGGUACCCGGCCCUGGAAAAACCGAGACUCAGGUGCAGCAGGAGCAGAUGAUCGCACAGAUGAGUGCCAAGUCGGGCAUGACGCUUCAAUUCUCGGAAAUGGCACUAUCCGGAAAUGGCUGGAACUUUGAAGCCGCCUGGAAAAACUUUGAGGAACUCAAGGCAUCGGGCACUCUACCCGCCAGUGCCUUCUUAGCUCCAGUCUAA